This is a messenger RNA of Aplosporella prunicola CBS 121167, 1178 nucleotides long. RefSeq lists its product as uncharacterized. The transcript is spliced from 4 exons. Gene Ontology annotation, cellular component: proteasome core complex. The record is from RefSeq and is a predicted model, not a curated record. The coding region runs from base 99 to 950 and encodes 283 amino acids. Lineage: Eukaryota; Fungi; Ascomycota; Dothideomycetes; Botryosphaeriales; Aplosporellaceae. Gene Ontology annotation, molecular function: threonine-type endopeptidase activity.
GCAAGCAGCAACCACCAUCCCCAUCACCUGUCGCUGCCACAUCCCGCCCUGCUCUGUCCGGAUCCUUCACCACUCGCACCCGACACAUAUAUUCCACCAUGGACUCGCUAGUGGCGCAGUACAGCCAGCCGUCGCACCAGGACGAGGGAUACUCGCACCAUGAGCAGCAGGAGCUCAUGGAAGUGACGCCGCCGCUGUCGCUGAAGUUUGCCCUGCCCCCGGUAGCUCAGCCGGCAUCAUGGCUCCGCGCCAUGACGGACGACUACUCCAACCCCAACUGCCCCAUCAAGAUCGCCCACGGCACCACGACGUUAGGCUUCCGCUUCAAGGGCGGCAUCAUCAUCGCGACCGACUCGCGCGCCACGGCCGGCAACUGGAUUGCCAGCCAGACGGUCAAGAAGGUCAUCGAGAUCAACAGCUGCCUGCUGGGCACCAUGGCAGGAGGCGCCGCUGACUGCCAGUACUGGCUCGCGUAUCUGGGCAUGCAGUGCCGGCUGCACGAGCUCCGCCACAAGCGCCGCAUCUCCGUCGCCGCGGCAUCCAAGAUCCUCGCGAACCUGGUGUACUCGUACAAGGGCAUGGGCCUGAGCAUGGGCACCAUGUGCGCGGGCGUAACGCCGCAAGAAGGCCCCGCGCUCUACUACAUCGACAGCGACGGCACACGCCUAGCAGGCAACCUCUUCUGCGUGGGCUCCGGGCAGACGUUCGCGUACGGCGUCCUCGACGCCGAGUACACGUACGAGCUGUCGGACGAGGCGGCGCUGGAGCUGGGCCGCCGCAGCAUCCUCGCUGCGACGCACCGCGACGCCUACUCGGGCGGCUACAUCAACCUCUACCACAUCAAGGAGGAUGGCUGGGUCAAGCACGGCUUCAACGACACGAACCCCAUUUUCUGGAACACGAAGCUCGAGAAGGGCGAGUUCUCUAACGUUACCGCUGACUUGGAGUAAGUAGGUUGGCUGCGUGGCGUGGCGUGGAGGAGGGAGAUGGGCUAGGCUGUGUGGGGGGUUCGUACGGUACGGGCGCGUAGAGAUGCUGCAUGUAAUCGUUUAUGACUGCGCUGGGAGUACUGCUACGCUACUACUAGCUUCAAUAGAAGAGAGGUUAGCACGACCACCAUGCCCAGAAAGCGAGAAAGCGAGAUUGUGGCAUGUUUUCUUGUGUCCUGCCUGCCUGCU